This is a messenger RNA of Bursaphelenchus xylophilus (pine wood nematode), 1167 nucleotides long. The record is from the annotation of a GenBank genome assembly. Lineage: Eukaryota; Metazoa; Nematoda; Chromadorea; Rhabditida; Aphelenchoididae.
AUGUGGUUAUCAAUAUUCAUCUUGUUCCUGAUCUCUCAAGUUAUGGGUGUUGAGGUCUCCAACAGCACCGGUUCGAGUGUUGAAGUCUCCAACAGUACAAGCAUGAGUAUUGUAGCCUCCAAUAGUACACAUUUAAGUGUUGAGGUCUCCAAUAGUACACACACAAGUAUUGAAGCCCCCAACAGUACACAAGCCACUAAUGUGUCAGAAGUUCAAACCACAGCCCUCCCAGUGCAAUUUACUCCACCAGCACCGAUGGAAUGGCCAGAUAACGACGUGUUCAAAGAUGCGGCCGAGAAAACAAAUGUUUAUUUGAUGAAACUUCUGGAGGAGAGAUCCAAAGAAGUUCAGCAGAGAGUCGCGGAUUACAGUCAAAAAAUCAUGACGCAUUCGCUGCUGCUGUAAGUUUCGAGGCGAAAUAUAUACAUAUAUAUAUACAUUUCUUUAUUCAGUCCUUUUUUAUAAAAUUGAAGUUCACUUAUUUUCAGCAUGAUUAUUCCGAUUUUCAAUACCCUGCUUUUGAUCACUUUGAUCUGUUCAUUUAUCCACGGAAUGAAGCGACGAAAGCGAAUCACUGUUCCUCAAAUGGUCCAUGAAAUCCACGAAGCCUUGAUGGUCAAGAAUCCCCCUGGCCAAACAAAUGAAGAAAAGCCAAAGGAUGAUCAGAAAUCUGCGAUAAAGGAGAACAAAACUAAGUUUGAUCCUACCGAGAUGUUGACUUUGAGGGGAAUGAUUGAGGUGGGUCAAUGCUUAUUUAGAUAAAUUGUUUCUCUGUGGUAUAAAUUCUUAUAUGUUAAUUUACAGACUCGUUACAACCUGAAGACUUGUGUACAAGACCAGCAGAUCUCUCGCGUCUCCCAAACUCAAGGCCCUCCAGCAUUCCCUCCGACUCCAGCGCCUCUGGCAAAGGAUGACACUCAAAGCACGGACCUCGCCAUUAGCUUCUCCACGAUCGAACGGGACCGACCACACAAGAAAAUCAAGGAUGCUGGGAAGAACUCGAUCGUUGGAGCGACUCAAGAAUCUAGUCGAGCGAAAGUCAGCGACAUGAAGAAUCCAACAACAAUGGCAACUGAUGUGAAGGCUACUCAAUACAACACCGUCUUCGGAACUCAAUGCAAAACCGUCUUCGGAACCCAGUACAAAACCAUGCUAGGACCUGGCUAG